UUCCAACGUCGUCGCUAAUCACAAUCAGGGAGAUGUAAUGACGAACGUGGGGCCAAGGAAGCUUCCAUCACGAUGUAACCGACGCAUACUCAUCGUUUAUUCUAUUCCUUUUAUAUCUAAAAAAAAAGAAUAAGAGUCGUAUAAACAUUUGUAUAAUAGUUUGACGUCUCUAGCUUACGUGAAAGAGAAGACUUGUUCAAAGAGAGAAAGAAGAGAUCAUGGAUCAUCAACAACAACAACUCUUCUCUCUCUGCUCAGUUCCAUACGUUUUCAACAUCAAGAAACAUUUCUUCGUCAGCCUCUUUUCACUUAGCCUCCUCAUAUUCUCGACUCUCGUCAUCUUCAACCUUGUCGGCUCCUCCUCCUCCUUGGAGCCUCUUCUCCGUUUCGGAUUGUUGUCGCCCUCAUCGCAAAACUCAACAAAGGAUUGUGAUUACUCCAAAGGAAGAUGGGUUCGUAGAACAUCAUCAUCAUCAUCAUUGAUAUACGGAGAAGAGUGUCGCUUUCUUGAUUCAGGUUUUCGUUGUCGCAAGAACGGAAGAAAAGAUUCUGAUUAUCUAAACUGGCGAUGGCAACCACACGGCUGCGAUCUCCCACGGUUUAACGCAAGUGACUUUCUGGAGAGGAGUAGGAACGGGAGGAUAGUGUUCGUGGGAGAUUCCAUUGGAAGAAACCAAUGGGAAUCACUCAUGUGCAUGCUCUCACAAGCAGUACCUAACAAGUCAGAGAUCUACGAAGUGUAUGGGAGCCCCAUAACCAAACACAAAGGUUUUCUCUCCAUGCGGUUCCCUCAGCAAAACCUCACAGUUGAGUACCACAGAACACCGUUCCUUGUCGUCAUUGGCCGGCCACCUGAACACUCACCGCAAGAGAUCAAAACCACAGUGAGAGUCGACGAGUUUAACUGGCAAUCAAAAAGAUGGGUUGACUCAGAUGUUCUUGUCUUCAACUCAGGGCACUGGUGGAACGAGGAGAAGACCGUGUUAGCAGGAACAUACUUUGAAGAGGGAAGGAAAGUGAACAAGACAAUGGGAGCAAUGGAGGCGUUUGAGAAGUCUCUAAAGACAUGGAAGUCAUGGGUUUUGGAGAGACUUGAUCCUGACAAGAGUUAUGUCUUCUUCAGAAGCUACUCUCCAGUGCACUACAGAAACGGGACAUGGAACCUGGGAGGUCUGUGUGAUGCAGAGACUGGUCCUGAGACUGAUAAACGGAGAAUGGAACCUGAUGCAGCUCACAAUCGAUAUAUCUAUGAAGCAAUUGAAGAGAUGAAGUAUCAACACAGUAAGGUUAAGUUUCUCAACAUUACAUAUCUGACAGAGUUUAGGAAAGACGGCCAUCCUUCUCGGUAUAGAGAGGGUGGUACUCCUGUUGAUGCUCCUCAAGACUGCAGCCACUGGUGCUUACCAGGGGUACCUGACACGUGGAAUGAGAUUUUCUAUGCGCAGCUCUUGUCAAUGAAUUAUAGAACAAAGUGAGGUUCAACCUUCAGGAUCAAGAGAUGGAUCAAAAGCAAGUACAAAGAGAAGGCAUUACCAAGCAUAGGCUAGUUUAGUUCAUAAACUCAGACAUACUGCCAAUGAUAGUUGUAAACGUUAACGAUGGAGAGAUUCAUAUAGACAUGAUUUUGUACAAAGCAACCAUCAACACAUCAGUAUAGAAGUUCUGAAACUGAAACUGAAAC
Brassica napus (rape) is the source of this 1681-nucleotide messenger RNA. RefSeq names its product protein trichome birefringence-like 9. Gene Ontology annotation, molecular function: O-acetyltransferase activity. The coding region runs from base 219 to 1475 and encodes 418 amino acids. NCBI's taxonomy places the organism in Eukaryota, Viridiplantae, Streptophyta, Magnoliopsida, Brassicales, Brassicaceae. The transcript has 4 exons. Gene Ontology annotation, cellular component: Golgi apparatus. The record is from RefSeq and is a predicted model, not a curated record.